AUGCGGCGUCCGCGGCGUCACCGCUGGAUAACGGUGUCGGUGUUCUUCAUCGCGUACUCGGUACUGCAGGCUGCGUUCACAUUGUCUAAUGCGUCCGAACCAGCCUCUGAUGUAGAUCUUCCUGAGAAAAUUGAAAAAACCGAAAAGGGUAUUCAGUCUACACCAGCAGAUCCUAAAGAUGAAAUCGUGAAAGUUACAAGGAAAUAUGAAAGCGAUGCAAUAACUACAGAACCCCGACUAAACCCUGAAGUGAGUUAUGAAAAAACUACUGGAAUAGAAGAAAAUAUAGACGAUUAUACGAUGAUGAAAGACGACAAUUAUGUUGAAGAAAAGAAAGAGUUGGAGAAUGAAAUCAAUUAUUUCUCUGGAAUGAAAUCAGAUUAUCAGCGAGUUGGUUGUACCCCACCAGCUAUUGAACAGUUCCCGAAACCGCUGAUGGGUGAGUCGUUGCGCAAGCAGGGUGGACUGAUCAUACAUGUAUUGGUAGCAGUGUUCACAUUUAUCGGGCUCGUAAUCGUCUGUAACGAGUACUUCGUGUCGAGCCUACAUAGGAUCUGUAAAGCGGGUGCUACGUUCAUGGCUGCCGGCAGCUCAGCCCCGGAGCUGGCCACUGUCGUCAUUGGCAUCUUCUGUGCAAAAGAUGAUAUUGCGUGUGCGCACUGUGCGCCGGCACCGUGUCGCACCUCAACUGGUGGCCGCUGUGCCGCGACUGCUUCUUCUAUGCACUCUCCAUACUCGUUAUGCUCUGCACUAUCGCCGACGGAUUCGUCUCCUGGUAAUCUACAGUUGUUAUACUGGUACAUGGCGUAUCCAAUCCGUUGGUCUUGCCGCCACACCAUACCCGACUGCCGCGGCCGCUGGUAUCCCAUCACCUUCAUCGUCUCCAUACUCUGGAUAUCAUUCUACUCCUACUUCAUGGUCUGGAUGAUCACAAUUAUCGUGUCUUUGAUAUCACGUCGCACGCGUGAUGUCAAUCACGCUUAUCCACGUAAUAACUGUAAUCUACUAGGAGACACGCUGGGCAUACCCAGCACGGCCAUGAUGCUAUCAAUUGUGGCGGUCGGUGUAUCAGUACCUGAUGCCCUCUCCUCAGUAGCUGUCAUCAAGGAAGGGUACGGUGACAUGGCGGUUUCCAAUGCGGUCGGUUCGAACGUGUUCGAUAUCCUGGUAUGUUUGGGGCUGCCGUGGUUCAUACAGACCGCUAUCAUCUAUCCCGGUUACCACGUAAACGUCAUCAGUAAAGCGACACACGCUAACAGCUGGAAGCUAGACCGCAAGUUCGGCGCCGUCCUGAUGGCAUGGUACGUGCUACUCAUCACGUUAGCAAGCCUCUAUGAACUGAACAUAUUCGGCCUAACCAAUCCACCGGACUGCAACUCCGCAUAUUAA
Molecule: messenger RNA, 1389 nt
Organism: Diatraea saccharalis (sugarcane borer)
Lineage: Eukaryota; Metazoa; Arthropoda; Insecta; Lepidoptera; Crambidae
Source: the annotation of a GenBank genome assembly